This is a messenger RNA of Penaeus monodon (black tiger shrimp), 2213 nucleotides long. Its product is annotated as ras and EF-hand domain-containing protein-like. The record is from RefSeq and is a predicted model, not a curated record. Gene Ontology annotation, molecular function: GTP binding; GTPase activity; calcium ion binding. The transcript has 14 exons. Lineage: Eukaryota; Metazoa; Arthropoda; Malacostraca; Decapoda; Penaeidae. The coding region runs from base 351 to 2213 and encodes 620 amino acids.
AAAAAAGGAAGAUCCAUAAAACUGGCAAUUUAUAUUUAAUAUUCAAUUAAUUAAAUAUAAUUGACUCCCGAUAAGUUAAAAGUGAAAAUGUCAUGUGACCAAUAAAUAGGCCUAUAUUUUCAGUGGCUCUGAAAAAAGUGAAAUAAAAAAAACACAAGCAAUAAUGCGUGAAUAAAGAUUAAGUGUUCAAAAGUAAUAGAUUGAUAAUAAUAUUAAUGCACUUCUCCUUCUAAAAAAAAAAAAAAAAAAAAAAAAAUCCUGUUCAAAAAGUAAGCAAAGAAAAAGAAGAAGCAUAGAGUGUGAACAUUAUGAACAGUAUAAUGAACAGAAAAUAACACUGAAACACGACAAUGGGAACAGUGAACACAGACCAGCAGCUUCGUCAACUGUUCAAGACCUGUGACAAAAAUGGCAAGGGCUUUAUCGUGGCGGAGGAGCUACGGGACUUAUGCUCUGGUCUCGGCAUCACUGCAGAUGAUUCGGACGUGAUCUUCACCGACCUCGACCAGGACCGAGAUGGACAGAUAAGCUACACUGAAUUCUCCAAGGGUUUCCGGGAGUUCCUGAAUCCCGAAGCCGAAGUCCAGACCAAGCGACGGUUUUCGACAUGGGGGGCCGAGGAGCAGGACGGCGAGGCAGCUCUCGGGGAACAAGAAAUCAAGAGGAGAGAGAGCGUGUACCAGGCGUGGAACAAUCUUACAAACAACUUGGCUGAUGUUAGUAAGACUUCCCCUGAAAGCGGCGAACAGAUCAAGGAGUUACUGCAAGAUCUCGAGUGGUCGUCAGCACCUCCUGACGUCGCUAGCCGCGUCAGCACCGUGAUCUCCACACUGCUGAAGGAGAUACAGCAACUCCAGGCCCAUCACCAGAGCCUGGAGGUCAUGUACAAGAAAGAGCGCGAGCACCACGCCGACGCUCUCAGAUCCCUGGAGGACGAGCUCGAGGACCAGGUGGCGCGGGUCGAGGAGAAGGCGCGGCUGCAGGCGAAGCAGGAGUCGGAGGAGGAGAAGCGCCUCCUGCAGGAUCAGAUGGACCAGGAGGUGGCAACACUGCAGACGCAUCUCAAGAUCUUCCAGAAGGUGGAAUCCUGGCUCAACAAAGACAGCGAGGGUGAGGACAAAGUGGCUGAAGUCAAGAAGAAGCUCGAGGAAGCCUACCAAGCCAACCGAAGCCUCAACAUGAACCUGAAUGAAACGACAACAAAUCUCGGCCUCCUGCGCUCCGACCUGGCGCAGAUGAGGCUGCAGUACGAGGAGAAGUGUCGAGAGCUGCACAGCGAGCGAGAGCAGGUGUUGGAAUACAUGCACCAGUACGAUCAUAUGAAGAGACAGCUCGAAUUACUCCACGAAGCCAACAAGAGACUCCAGGACACGAACGACAGCAUGAGGGACGCGAUGGAGUUCGAGUGGCGUCGCUCUCCGCUGGGCUCGAGGUGUUCCAGCAACAGGAGUUCUUUGAGGCAGCCGAAGGAGAGGAGGCGGAGCAAGAGUCGAUCCCGCUCCCCUCACCCACCCAUUCUCCCAGUUGAAAAUGAGGGGGGACUAAAGUUUGGCAUCAGACGCCUCAUGGACGAUCUCGACUCUGGACUCUCAACCCUCCCAGACACGACGGAGGAAGGGUGCACAACGCAGGACGAACUCAAGUUCUCGGAGAACGAAGGGCCGCUGUCGCUGGAGGACGAGCUCAUCGACCUGGAGUGCUCCUCGAGCCCAUCGCCCGUGAAAUCCCACGAGGACGGCCGGAGCACGCCCAUCAUCAACGGUCAGCCGCCCAUCCCGCCCGCGUUCAUGGGAGGUUCAACGGUGCCGCCCAAACCCCUGAGAGUGGCGCAUCUCUCGGCCUCUGAGAGGAAUGGCAAAAGCUUCACGCCCCCCGGCCACGACUCCCUCUACGGCAGCCACGAGCCCCUGGGACCACCGGAGAGGACGUACAAGGUGGUCUUUGCCGGAGACGCUGCAGUAGGGAAAUCGACCUUCAUUGUGCGUCUGUGCACCGGCAACUUCAUCAACAACAUUGCUUCUACGCUCGGUGUUGAUUACAAAGUGAAGACACUCAACGUUGAUGAGAAAAAUAUUGCAAUGCAACUUUGGGAUACUGCAGGUGAGUACCUACGUGCACAUGUAUACGUUUGGAGCAACAUUUUGAGAUUAAUGAAGUCGGAAUUAAUUGCCCUUGUUCCCAUGAGAGUAGAUUACGUCAGCUGUUAUCUCUGA